AUGGCAAUCAUGCCCAAGUUGAAUCAGAGAAGUCAUUUAAAAUUUUUAAGUAAUAAUAAUAGAUUUGCUUAUCUUCAUGGUGGUUGGUUCUUUAAUGGCACAUUUACUCAUUGGAGGAUAUGGAUAGCCAGUAGGAAUGUUGCCACACACAGAUCUAUUAGCCAGAGCGAAAUAUUUAAUACGUUUGAUAAUACUUUGAGUAGACAAAUUGUAACGCAACCCAACGAAAUGUCCGAUAACAUUCCAAAUGGAGAUAUUGUUACAGUCGGAAGUGUUAAU
This is a messenger RNA of Funneliformis mosseae, 279 nucleotides long. NCBI's taxonomy places the organism in Eukaryota, Fungi, Glomeromycota, Glomeromycetes, Glomerales, Glomeraceae. The record is from the annotation of a GenBank genome assembly.